Messenger RNA from Scutellospora calospora, 1057 nucleotides. The record is from the annotation of a GenBank genome assembly. NCBI's taxonomy places the organism in Eukaryota, Fungi, Glomeromycota, Glomeromycetes, Diversisporales, Gigasporaceae.
ACCACCGAAUCGCAGGUUGAUGAAGUUACAAAGUUUGAACGAGACUACGUGCCUCCAAACUUUACAAUAAAAGAACUGCGUCAGGCAAUUCCAGCACACUGCUUUGAGAGAAACACGUUGAGAUCAGCCAGUUAUAUGGUUAAAGAUCUUGCGGUAAUUGCAGUUCUGGUCUAUGCAGCGACAUUUAUUGACACACACUUUCCACAGACGAUCCGUUUAUGGGUAAUCGCACAUGAAUGUGGGCAUCGAGCCUUUUCACCAUACAAGUUCAUAAACAACACAGUUGGCUUCAUAUUGCACACAGCUUUAUUGGUUCCGUUUCAUUCGUGGAGAAUAACACAUUCUAAACAUCACAAACAUACAGGACAUGUGAAGAAAGAUCAAGUAUUUGUACCAAAAACACGAACAAGGUUGGGUCUUCCACCGAAGGAUAAAGAUCAUGAUGACGAAACGUCAAUAUUUGAAGAGACACCUAUUGUCUCACUCGUGACCUUAAUUGCUCAACAGUUGUUUGGAUGGCCGCUAUAUUUAAUAAUUAAUGCAUCGGGACAAGAAUACAAGGGACGCUGGGUCAAUCAUUUUAAUCCAUCAUCACCUAUAUUUGAACCUAAACAUUAUAACGAUAUAAUUAUUUCUGACAUUGGAAUUAUCAUAGCAUUAUCUUGUAUUUGUUAUUUUUCCUAUAUCUAUUCAUUUAUGACUGUAGUAAAAUACUAUUUAAUACCUUACUUGAUUGUAAAUCAUUGGCUUGUUCUCAUAACUUAUCUUCAACAUACUGAUUCAAAAUUACCACAUUAUCGCGACGAACAAUGGAAUUUUGUUCGCGGAGCUGCUUGUACAGUGGAUCGUCAUUUCGGAUUUCUUGAUUCUAUAUUUCACCGAAUCUCGUCUACACAUGUUGCACAUCAUUACUUUAGUAAGAUGCCACAUUAUCAUGCUGAAGAAGCAACCAUUCAUCUUAAAAAAGUUCUAGGUUCUUAUUACAUUUUUGAUGACACACCUAUCUUUAAAGCUUUAUGGGAAAGUUAUAAUCAAUGUCGGUUUAUAGAAGACGAAG